Messenger RNA from Aquila chrysaetos chrysaetos, 9632 nucleotides. It is a transcript of the gene PRDM15, whose product is annotated as PR/SET domain 15. Lineage: Eukaryota; Metazoa; Chordata; Aves; Accipitriformes; Accipitridae. Gene Ontology annotation, molecular function: DNA-binding transcription factor activity; histone deacetylase binding; RNA polymerase II cis-regulatory region sequence-specific DNA binding. The record is from RefSeq and is a predicted model, not a curated record. Gene Ontology annotation, biological process: cell fate commitment; regulation of transcription by RNA polymerase II. The coding region runs from base 2595 to 5786 and encodes 1063 amino acids. The transcript is spliced from 23 exons. Gene Ontology annotation, cellular component: cytoplasm; nucleus.
AAGUGCUUUUCUGAAUUGAAGCCAAAAAAUAACUUGCUGCUCAUCAGGACUUGGCUGCUUUGCUGAGGUUUCUGGCAAAAAGUCAGAUAGUGCCAGAUGGGGUGAUGACUUCUGUCUUGGUCAAGUACCUGCAGCUUUUUCCCCUCCUCAGAUGUACCAUAUUAGUUUCAGAGAAGUGUGUGAGGAUUUCUCAUUCGUAUGAAUGGUUGUGUCCUCCUGCUUGGUGUAACCUCUGUAGUUCCUCCAUUGAGAAGCGAAAGAAGUUGUUCUCAUUAUUGUGAGUCUUUAUGAAUGAUUAGGGGUAAUGCUUCUGUCAGAAAAUCUGUGACAGCACAGCAGAAACAUUCACCCUUGCCAAAAGAAACAAAUAGACUAAAUCUAGUUAGGAGAAAACAACACUGAGUAGUGAUUUUUACAGAGAAAGGCAAUCAGGCAUUGUCAGCAAAAUUCGUAUUAAGGUGUAAAAUGUAAGGCUAAGGAAAAGAAACAACUAUUGUGAAGAUGCAGUACAAAUCCAAAAAGGGAAGAGAGUUCAAAUGGCUUCAUGUAUUAUACAAUGUGCUUAGGGCUUCCAUAUUUCUUUGUGGGAAGUCAUGGACAGAAAACUCGGGCACAUGGGCAGCAAGUCUGACACAUACUGGAUACAUAGGCCAUACUGUGUAUUCCUAGGAUCAUUUUGUAACAAAUACUGAAUGUGCUGGGUCUGCCGCCUGGGUGCCCUCACCCCUCUCUGCCUGGGAAGGAUGCUCUUGGUGUCCUGCAGUGUAAACUGGCUGCACGUGUGCAGGAGCCGUAGCCAUUUUUCUGGGCCUUCCCAGAAAAGGAAGCUCCCUGCAGCGCCUGCCAGGCACCGCCUUCCUGUGCCUGGAGACCUGCCAUGGAUCAUCUUCUGCAGCAAGUGUUAAUGGGGACUACUGUCUUCACAGCCCUGACACUAGAGGUGCUUCGUUCUUGAGGGUAAUUUCAAAAUGCCCAUAGGAAUAAUAGAAACUGGCCAUGGAGGUGCUUUUCUUAUACACAGAUACUGGGCAGUGCAGUAAGUUUCUAGUCCAUACUAAGCAGAUUCAGUGAAAAGUUAAACUAUUAUUUCUUACCUUUUAUCUUUUUUUCUUUUUUUGCCUUGCUAUUUAAUGCUCAUAUUGAUUUGUAUGGUGGAAAAUUACCAUACUGUCCAGAUGUUCAUACUGUGAACAUUUGCAAAUAUGGUGCAUGUACCGGGUUUCAGCCUUCUUUUGACAUGCAGAUGCUGUUUUCCCUAGUGGAAGUGUGGGCUGCUGGGUAGUGGAUUUGAAAGCAGAGUUUUAAAAUGGCUGUGUUACAGAAAAAUGUAUUUUAUUUUCCUGAAGAGUUUACAGCUGAAAACAGGCAAGAUAAGAAAGGGAAAGAAGAAAUAUAGUUGCAGCCUUUAUUUUACAUCUGGGGAACAGUAGCUGAGAGAGUAAGUUGUCUGAGGUUGAGGGCAAGUUUAACCACAAACUGGAUAUGAAUCUAUUAAAAACCAGUCUAGCUGCUUAACCACAUCAUCUUUGUUUCGUCUGUCCUACUGCAAAGGUAAAAUGGAUGCUUUAUGGUUAGAAAAGAAGUGUUAAACAUCUGAACUUCACUGUCUCUAAGAUUGCAUAUUCUGUUAUUAAAACUGAAAGCAUUUUUUCAAUUCAUUUGUUUAUCACUAUGAUUGCAAUCUUUUUGUAUUUCUCUUCGUCUAGACAGGGAAGUGGAUCUGCCAGGGUCAGCUUCUAUAGAGCAGUCAGUAGCCUGUCUGAUUAUUUUUAGCUUUUCAUCCAUUAGCACAGACCUGAAAAAACAGGGUUACAUUUGGUGUCUGUAGAACCAAUAUGGUGGUUCCAGUCAUUUGGAAGAUGUUCUUUGUGUAUUGUAUGUAGUAACAAUAUUUACUACGUGUAGUUCUUCUCAGAAGCUUGUUUGGUGAAUGAGAGAGGCUGGGAGCACAGAAGCACUUGUGAUCAAUGUAUCAAUGUUUGCAAUAAGGGAGUUAGAAGACAGAACGGCAACUUCCAGGGCUUUCAUCUUAAGGGCUAUGAUCUGCGUAAGUAUAUAAGGUGUUAAUUUGGGGAGGGAUAUAGGUUGUUUUUUAAAAUAAGCAUGAUCAUAACCAGAGAUCUGUAGAGCCAUAGGAUAAUUCAUUUUGGAAGAGGUCUCAGAAUAUUCCAGUCAGAACUAACAUCCAGGCUGAACUGCUUAUUUUCCAUUUUUAUGCAUAUUGUCUCAUCUGCUCUUGCCAUGAGCCCCUGGGAAGAGCCUGACUCCUCUGUCUCAGUGAUGUCCCUGUAGGUGUGCACAGGUGGCUGUUUGGGCCCCCACAGCCGUCUCUUCCCCAGGCUGAUCAAGCUCUGCUUCCCCAGCCUCUCCUCACAAGAUCAUCUCUGCCUUCUAAUUUGGAGAUAAGGCAAUUGGAAGAUGGGACUGAAGGAGUGUUUGCUCUGACUCAGCUAGUGAAACGUACACAGUUUGGCCCAUUUGAAUCCAAGAGAGUUGCCAAGCUGGAAAAAGAAUCAGUUUUUCCCCUGAAGCUGUUCCAGAAGGAUGGGCCCCUGGUAUAUUUUGACACCUCGAAUGAAGAUGAUUGCAACUGGAUGAUGAUGGUGCGACCAGCCACUGAAUAUGAGCAUCAAAACUUAACUGCCUUCCAGCACGACAAUGAUAUUUACUUCACCACCUCCCGGGACAUCCCACCAGGAACUGAGCUGCGAGUGUGGUAUGCAGCUUUUUACGCCAAAAAAAUGGAAAAGCCAGUGCUGAAGCAGGUCACUAGUAUUGCCAAUGAUGUGUGUUUGGUAGUGAUGGAAUCUGAUAAAGAGGGGAAUAAAAUCUCUUCAAAACCUUCGUCUGCUGUCUUCCCCCAUAAAAAAACGAAGAAAUCCAGCAUACCAGCAGCUGAUCCAGCAGUGAAUGCUCCAGAAGGCACUGGAGCUGCAGAAGCAGAGUCCAGCCAGUGGACGUGUAAAGUGUGUUCAUCUGCCUUCCAGGAGCCUCAGCUGCUCACAGAACACUUGCUGAGUCACCUGGAACAAGCUAAAGGUGCCCGCCAAACCAGCCAAAAUGGGGCUGUUGCAGAGAAAGCAGCAGAGGGUCCCCCUGUGGAUCAGCCAGUGAUUUGUGAUGCAGCCAGUGCCAGUACAGACUCAAGGAGGAAGGCCAGGCGGGGAAGAAAGCCCAAAACAGCAAAAGCAGAAACACCUCUUGUUGUUGAAGAGAAGGAUUCUGCAGUGGAACGUGUAGCUGAUGUUGUAACAGAGGUCCCACCAGAAGAGGUAGCCUUGCCUUCAGCUGCAGAAGAGAGAAUUAUGGAAUUGGUUUUAGGAAAGAUGCCUAGCACCACAAAUAGCAUCAGUUCAGUGACAAAUAGGUUUGCUCAUCACCAAAACACCAUGUCCCUCAAAAGAAGUUUAAUUCUCUCCAGUAGACAUGGUAUACGGCGGAAGCUGAUAAAACAACUUGGGGAGCACAAGAGAGUCUAUCAAUGCAGUAUCUGCAGUAAGAUCUUCCAGAACAGCAGCAACCUCAGCAGGCACAUCCGUUCUCACGGUGACAAACUAUUUAAAUGUGAGGAAUGCGCAAAGCUGUUCAGCCGUAAAGAGAGCUUGAAGCAGCAUGUUUCAUACAAGCACAGCAGGAACGAAGUUGACGGUGAGUACAGAUACAAGUGCACCACGUGUGAAAAGGCCUUUCGGAUAGAGAGUGCAUUGGAAUUCCAUAACUGCAGGACAGAUGACAAGACAUUCCAAUGUGAGAUGUGUUUCAGAUUCUUUUCUACAAACAGUAAUCUUUCAAAACACAAAAAAAAGCAUGGGGAUAAGAAGUUUGCAUGUGAAAUCUGCAAUAAAAUGUUCUACCGGAAGGAUGUCAUGCUAGACCAUCAAAGACGACACUUGGAAGGGGUGAGGCGUGUGAAAAGAGAAGACUUUGAGCACAGCACAGAAAACAUGGUUCGCUACAAGAAGGAGCCUUCGGGAUGCCCUGUAUGCGGGAAGGUAUUUUCAUGUAGGAGCAAUAUGAACAAACACCUUUUAACACAUGGAGACAAGAAAUACACUUGUGAAAUCUGUGGACGUAAAUUUUUCAGGGUGGAUGUGUUGAGAGAUCAUAUUCAUGUCCAUUUUAAGGACAUAGCACUAAUGGAUGAUCACCAGAGAGAAGAGUUCAUUGGUAAAAUUGGAAUCUCAUCGGAGGAAAAUGAUGACAACUCUGAUGAAAGUGCAGAUUCUGAGCCUCACAAGUAUAGCUGCAAAAGGUGCCAGUUGACUUUCGGCAGAGGGAAGGAGUACCUGAAGCACAUAAUGGACGUGCACAAGGAGAAAGGCUAUGGCUGUAGCAUUUGUAAUCGACGUUUUGCCUUGAAGGCAACUUACCAUGCACACAUGGUCAUUCAUCGGGAGAACCUGCCUGAUCCUAAUGUGCAGAAAUACAUCCAUCCAUGUGAAAUCUGUGGAAGGAUUUUUAACAGUAUAGGAAAUCUGGAAAGACAUAAGCUUAUACAUACAGGUGUAAAAAGUCAUGCUUGUGAGCAAUGUGGCAAAUCAUUUGCUAGAAAAGACAUGUUAAAAGAACAUAUGCGAGUCCAUGAUAAUAUCCGAGAAUACUUGUGUGCAGAAUGUGGCAAAGGAAUGAAGACAAAACAUGCACUUCGUCACCACAUGAAACUUCACAAAGGGAUUAAAGAAUAUGAAUGCAAGGAAUGUCACCGAAAAUUUGCACAGAAAGUCAACAUGCUGAAGCAUUACAAAAGACACACGGGAAUCAAAGAUUUUAUGUGUGAGCUCUGUGGCAAGACAUUUAGUGAGAGAAAUACAAUGGAGACUCAUAAGUUGAUUCAUACAGUAGGAAAACAGUGGACAUGUUCAGUCUGUGAUAAGAAAUAUGUCACUGAUUACAUGCUACAGAAGCACAUCCAGCUCACUCAUGAUAAGGUAGAAGCCCAGAGCUGUCAGCUGUGUGGGACAAAGGUUUCUACCAGAGCAUCCAUGAGUCGACAUAUGAGGCGUAAACAUCCAGAGAUUCUUUCGGUGAGGAUUGGUGAUUUAGAGCAGCUGCCAGAGACGACCACCAUUGAUGCCUCCUCAAUUGGGAUUGUUCAGCCGGAAUUAGCCUUGGAACAGGGAGAAUUACCAGAAGGGAAACAGCAUAUGAAAGCUUCUAAACGUGGCCAGAAACGAAAACAAAAGUCAGGUGAGGAGGAGGAAGCUCAAGUGCCUGAAGACCCUGCCUUCAGUGAAUACACAGAGAAGGAAGGUGAAUUCACAGGGAAUGUUGGAGAUGAGACUAAUUCAGCUGUACAGAGCAUCCAGCAGGUGGUGGUGACCCUUGGUGGCCCAAAUGUCACAGCCCCUUCCAGUUCUGUGGGGCUGACAAAUAUCACUGUUACCCCCAUUACAACGGCAGCUGGAACCCAAUUCACAAACCUCCAGCCAGUGGCUGUGGGCCAUCUGACUGCACCUGAACGCCAGUUACAGCUGGACAACUCAAUUCUCACCGUGACGUUUGACACCGUCAGUGGUUCUGCCAUGCUGCACAAUCGCCAAAAUGACAUUCAGAUCCAGCCGCAGCCAGAGGCAGCCAAUCCUCAGUCUGUGGCCCAUUUUAUAAACCUGGCCACCUUGGUGAACUCCAUUGCUCCUCUAGGGAACCAGAUAACAGAACAGCAUCCUCUGACAUGGAGGUCAGUGCCUCAGACUGAUGUCUUGCAGUCCCAGGCACAGCCAACGCAACAGCAGUCAGGACAGCAACAGGUUCAAACAGAGCAACAACAACAGAUGUAUAGCUACUAAUUUAUACUUCGAAAAGUUUUGAAAUGGACAGUACUUAGAGACAAAAACACACAGACAUUUGGAAAAUUUCUAAUAGGAUUGUUUGCUGGAUACCAAACAGAGAUGGGAAAAUGUUUAUACAAUGAAAUGUAAGCUAAAAUUGGCAUAGCACCCUGCAACACCCUGAUCUUGAGAUUCUCAUGCUGUCUCUAGACCUUGCAUUGUCUUAGAAAAAAGAAAAAAAAUCUUACCAUAAAUUUAGCGCCCCCUUGCACUAUGUAUUUCAUGCAGUAAGAUUGAGAUUUGACAGGAGCAUCAUAAUACAUCUUAAUCAGAGCAGGGAAAUCCUAAACAUUAUGACACUUACACUUGAUUUACAAAACCCUUUCAGCCAUACCAUGUCACUUCUUUCCAGUCUGGAAAUUACAUAUGAAGACCUUGUUCACUUUGAGGUGGAAUGCAUUUGUGGUCAGCUGGUAAAGACCAAAAUGUAAAGACACAAAUGGGCAAAACAAUAAUUGUCUUGGUUUUUAUCUUCUUUAGGUCUUGUAUUUAACAACAUUGGUAAAGUAGGUGGAGGUUGGGGUUUUGGGGUGGGGAUAAGUGUGGUGUGGAAGAAAAUACAUGAAUUUCAUAAAGUAUUUCCAUUUUAGUCAUGGGAAAAACCCUGUACCCAUAACACAGUGUUAGUGCUACUUGAAUCAGAUAGCUGGUCUAAUGCUAAAGCAACUUUUAUGGUCUUCUAGUCAAGUUUGAAUCAAACCAGUUAUGAACUGAAAAAAAAGAAUGUGAUACAGUUUUAUGUAAUUUUUCAAAACUGCUCUUUCAAUCUUGCUUUUAGCUAAUAGGUCUGAAGAGCAAUCAGUCCCCUUUGAUCAAGUUCAGGAUGUGAUUUUUUUUCAAUUAGUCGUCUUUCAUCACGUAAUAAACAUUUGAGAAAGCAUUCUUUUUUAUAUAUAUAUACACAUAUAUAUAUAUAGCCUUUGUACUUACUGUGUGUUCCUGGUGAGUAUUGGUGUGAAAAAGUUAUCAAUAUGAUUCAUUAAUUUUUUCAUCUCCAUAUCGCCCUUUCUCACAGAAAUAACGUAUGGAUUCUAUUCCUUCUCUUUCCAAAACUGUUUUCAGAAUUUGUAGCCACACACGAGAUUGUGUGAAAUGCAAGAAAAAAGAAUGUCUGAAGCAUAUUCUGCCACAUGGAGGCAGUAUGCCCUAGUGUAUAAUGGACAAGGUGUGCAUGACUGUUGGGGAUAUAAGUAGUGGGUUGGGUCAAAUACAUCAUUGCUGAUACAAUGCUUUCAUUCCAUUCUCCAUACAUUGAUGUGCAGUCUGGACUUUUGCAUGUCAAGAAGAUAGUGUCUUUCCCAUAGAGAAAAAGCAGCUUAUAUCAAAAAGGAAUAAACUAAAAGAAAAAUGUUGCUGCCUGGAAUCCUGAAAGGCAAAUCUGUCCUUCCAGCUGUGGCUGAAGAACAAGGUCCUUUGGGGCACCAGACUGAGCCACAGAACCGUGCUAAAGAUUUUUGCUGAGGAUAAAGCAGCUGCUGUGUUUGACAGUGAAGAUAGAUUAAUGGUUGUAAAAAUCCUGUCUGUGCCUAUCAUAUUUAUGAAAAUGUUUUAUGUAUUAGCAAAAAUAUGAGUAGGAAUGACUUAAGCUUUGAAAGUCUGUAUUAACAUGGACUACUUGACCCCUGAAGGAUGCCUUAUAAUCUCUACAACAAAUUCUUCCAAAGUAUAAAUGUCUGGAUAUUAAAGUUAACCUCCAGUGGUUUUCUUGGUGCCAUAGCAGUGUCCGGAGGCUCACUAUGCUAGGCUCUGUGUAACGCUUAGUUGCAACAGGACAUGUAUAGGAAAGGGGUUUCUGGUGACGGAUUUUGUGUGUCAGAGGAGCAGAACUACUUUUCUGUAAACAUCAGCAAGCCUGUAAAAUGUCUGCAUGGGAAGGACCUAUAUUUGGUGGGAAAAAGAUGCAUAUCAGAAAGAGAAAAUACCUUUUACCAGUGUGGGAAAGAGAAUUUUUCAUUCCCUAGCCCCUUCUGCCUUUUCUCAGAUCCUUUUCACACAAUACCAUGAGAUCCUGUAGUUUUAUUAGCCACCUAAUCCCGAGAAGUGCAGUUUUAUGUCCCUCUUAUCAUCUGGAUUAUUUCACCACUGGCUUGAGCCAGUUAAGUUUCUCCUCAGCUGUCCUGUCCACAAAUGCUUCGCCUUCACACCAAACCCACUAGCCAAGAGAAAGCUAGGUUUUAUUUAUGAAAAUAAAUGAUGUUGUUUAUGUACUUGAAGCUUCCCCCUGCCCCCCGCCCCGUGUUUGGUGCCUAAUUGGUAAAGGAACAUUAUCUUUUGGCAGGGUACUCCGGAGGGAAAAAAAAAAAAGGGGGGGGGGGGGGGGAGGAAGGCAAAUGGAGAGGUCCUAGGUCAAGUUGUUAUGGUAAAUAAAAGAUGGCUAACAUCUAAAAAAAUACAUAUGUAUAUGUACACACACACAUGGAGGGUUACAGUGCUGCAUAUAGAGUUUCUACAAGGUCAGGGUUUUGUUUAGACAUACAUAAAUGGUGAUUAUGCUUUUAAGUGGGGAAGAAGAGGUUUUUUGCCUUAGCUGCAGAGUGAAUACAUCUGCUCUAUGUGAAUACUACUGACAGUAGCAUUCAUGAUGCACUGUAUCAACCUGAGUCAUUUUAACAUGUAAUUAUCUAUCUGAUAAGAAUUGCAUAUGGAGGUGAUCAACCUUUACAGAGACCUCUGACUUCACAAAACCUCUUUAUCCUAAUGUGAUCCUCUGGUAUUCUGUACUUUUAUGCUGCCUAGCAUCCCUCCCACACUUAACUGGCCUGCAUAAUCCCAUCCAGGCAGGUUAGCAUUUUACCUUUCUGAUAAUGAUUGAUUCUAGCUAAUUUAAAAAGGAAUGAUCACAUAAUAAAUGCUUGCAUGUUGGUGGUCACAUAGAACAGAAAUGUCUUUCCAGUCUCUCAGUAUCCCCAAAUCAUAGAGCGGCCCAGGCUGGAAGGGACCUCGGAAGAUCAUCUGGUCCAGCCUUUUUUGGGAAAGGGAGCUUAGAUGAGAUUAUCUAGCACCUUGUCCAAUUGCACCUUUAAAACCUCCAGUGACAGGGACUCUACCAUGUCCCUGGGGAGGUUGUUGCAGUGGAUUAUUGUUCUUACUGUAAAAAUUAUCUUAAAUAAUAUUCUGCUUCAGGAGGGAAAAAUAUAACCACUGGAAGGGCUUUGACUAGGCCAGGCAACAGAAAGUUCUCUAAAAGCUAAUCUUCCCCAGAGCAGUCCUUUUGGAAAUGAGCUUGACUCUCCCUGCAACCAUUGCUAUGGUACCUCAUCAUCUCUCAGUGUGAUUUUAUUAUUACUAUUGUUAUUAACAUCCCUAUGAGAACGCAACUGUAUCUUGGGUGUGCUGCAACAUGAAACAUUUCAAAACAAAUUAUUCUGGUUUUGUUUCAAACAAAUUAUUUUGUUUGGAGAAGUUGGAAAUGGAUACCUUUUCAGAUAGAGCUUACCUUGGAGAACUACUGACUGCCAGCUGCCCUCCCAACAAAGCCUUUUUCGGAUGAAUACCAAAGUUAUACUGAUGCUGUUUCAAACUGCACAAGAAAUAAAACUACGUAAGGGAUGUGCAAUCUAAAUUUCCUUUGCCAAUUUGUUACUAGCCUUUUCAGCUAUAGGAUGUGAAGGUUAUUGUUUUCAGCCACGUGUUGGAGAUUUUGCAUAACAACUGUUCAGUAACAAACUGGAAUUAGUUUGAGCCAAAGGAGUGAUGUUGUGUAGUAUUCUGUGUAUUGUCAUUGUUUAUUGCUAAGACUAUUAUUUAAUUGAAUGCUGUUUGUGGCACAUGGGCUCUGAAGUAAAGGAGCAUCAAGGUACAGAA